Messenger RNA from Emys orbicularis (European pond turtle), 2043 nucleotides. Its product is annotated as exostosin-1-like. The transcript has 11 exons. Gene Ontology annotation, cellular component: membrane. Bases 1 to 2043 code for a protein of 680 amino acids. The record is from RefSeq and is a predicted model, not a curated record. Gene Ontology annotation, molecular function: glycosyltransferase activity. NCBI's taxonomy places the organism in Eukaryota, Metazoa, Chordata, Testudines, Emydidae.
AUGCAGGCCAGGCGCCGGUACCUGCUGGCGGGGCUGGCCGCCUGCCUGCUACUGGGGCUGCACCUGCGGCCGGGGCGCCGGCGGGCGGCCGCCCCGCUGCGCAACGCCCUGGCGGCGGGGCCGGCGGCGGAGGAGGGCGCGGAGCGGCCGGCGCGGGGCGGCGCGGGGCCGGCGGGCGGGCGCUGCCGCAUGGAGACCUGCUUCGACUUCAGCCGCUGCCGGCGCCACGGCUUCCGCGUCUACGUCUACCCGGCCGGGGGCCGCCUCUCGGAGCCCCAGCGCCGGGUGUUGCGCAGCCUGCGGGGCUCCCGCUUCUACACGCCCGAGCCCGGCCGCGCCUGCCUGCUGGUGCUGCCGCUGGAGCGCGGCGCCCGGCCGCGCCUGGCCCGCCUGCCCCACUGGGACGGCGGCCGCAACCACCUGCUCUUCAGCCUGCACCGCGACGGGCCGCUGGGCUUCGAGCCGGGCCAGGCGCUGCUGGCCCAGCCCAGCCUGGCCGCGCCCCGCUUCCGGCCCCGCUUCGACGUCUCGCUCCCGCUCGUCCCCCGCCGGCUCCCGCAGCGGGGCGGCGCCCGGGCCGGCCCCUUCGCCGCGCCCCGCCGCUACCUGCUGGUCUUCAAGGGCCAGCGCGACCCGAGCGGCCUCGGCUCCGAGACCCGCGCCGCUCUGCACCACCUGCACAACGGCCGCGACCUGCUGCUGCUCACCGCCUGCCAGCCCGGCCCGGGCGCCCGCUGCGACCGCCACCCUGCCGACUACGCCCGGUACGAUUCCCAGGAGCUGAUGCACAACUCCAGCUUCUGCCUGGUGCCGCGGGGCCGGCGCUUGGGCUCCUUCCGCUUCCUCGAAGCUCUCCAGGCCGCCUGCAUCCCCGUGCUGGUGAGCAACGGCUGGGAGCUGCCCUUCUCCGAGGUCAUCGACUGGAACAAAGCCGCCAUCAUCGGGGACGAGAGACUCCUCCUCCAGAUCCCGUCGAUAACCCGCUCCAUAGACCACGACAAAGUCCUGGCGCUCCGGCAGCAGACCCAGUUCCUGUGGGAGACGUACUUCUCCUCGGUAGAGAAAAUCGUGCUGACCACCCUCGAGAUCAUCCAGGACCGAAUCCAGGCGCACGUCAGCAGGAACCACGUGAUGUGGAACGCGCAGCCGGGCGGGCUCUACGCGCUCCCCCAGUUCUCCACCAGCCUCGCCGACUUCCCCUUCUACUACUUCGCCCUGGGGCGAAGCCCGGCCAAGGAGUUCACCGCCGUCAUCCAGGCCGUGUCGCUGCUGCUCUCGCAGUCCCAGCCCAUCGUCAAACUCAUCCUGGCGGUUGCCAAGUCCAAGUAUUGUACCCAGAUCGUGGUGCUGUGGAACUGCGAGAAGCCCCCGCCCCCAAGGAGCCGGUGGCCGUCCGUCCCCGUGCCACUCAGCGUCGUGGAAGGGGAACACAAGACCAUGAGCAGCCGUUUCUUUCCCUAUGAGCUCAUCCGGACAGACGCCGUGCUGAGCCUGGACGAGGACACCAUCCUAUCGACCAACGAGGUUGACUUUGCCUUCACUGUGUGGUGCAGCUUCCCGGAGCGCAUCGUGGGCUACCCGGCCCGGAGCCAUUACUGGGACAAGAGCAAAGGCUGGUGGGCGUAUACCUCCAAGUGGACCAACGAGUACUCCAUGGUGCUGACCGGGGCAGCGUUCUACCACCGGUACUAUCAUUACCUGUACACCUUCUACCUGCCCGCCAGCCUGCACAGCAUGGUGGACCAGAUAGCCAACUGCGAGGACAUCCUGAUGAACUUCCUGGUUUCCGCGGUCACCAAGCUCCCGCCCAUCAAAGUCACCCAGAAGAAGCAGUACAAGGAGACCAUGAUGCAGCAGGGCUCCAAGACGUCCCGCUGGGCCGACCCGGAGCACUUUGCCCAGCGCCAGGCCUGUAUGAACUCCUUCGCCAGCUGGUUCGGCUUCAUGCCCCUCGUCCAUUCGCAGAUGCGGCUGGACCCCGUCCUCUUCAAGGACCAGGUCUCCAUCCUGCGCAAGAAGUACCGGGACAUCGAGAGGCCAUAG